Paramecium octaurelia is the source of this 1005-nucleotide messenger RNA. The record is from the annotation of a GenBank genome assembly. NCBI's taxonomy places the organism in Eukaryota, Ciliophora, Oligohymenophorea, Peniculida, Parameciidae.
GAAUUGAAAUCCAUUCUAAAACAUGUUAAGCGAAAACCCUAUUAUUCUCUAUAUGAAAAACCCAGAUCCUAUAUUUUAUGGGAUGAUGGAUGAUCUCGUGAUUCAAACAUUAAAAAAAUAAAAUGCUACCGUAAUUGUAACUGAGUUGGAAGAAUUAAGUUACAUAAUCGGAGAAGUAUUCAAUACACCAAUAAUAGGAAUUUACAUUUUUAAGAAAUGGAGAACAAAUAUAGUUUGAUGCAUUUUUAGGUUAUGGAUAUAUGGCACCAAAACAUUAUUUGGAUUAUAUGUAUUUUAAUUUUGCGGCAUAUGCAGCAGGAAAGACUACAUUGUAUUCUCCAUCUACAGAAAAUAUAUUAUAAAACAAACUCUUACAAUAUGCAAAGUUUAGUGAAGGCUAAGUGCCAUUUCCUCGUUGCAGUGCUUCAUUCUCAGUUUAAUAAUUUAAAUUAAACUUAUCUCAAUUUGAAAGCAAAGCAAUAAUGAAGGAGGUUGUCGGAUAUGAAGGAACAGGAGUGAAACUAUCUAAUAAUAAAAUUUAAAGUACAGAGAUCUUCUGUAAAUCUCUUUGGAACGGAGAGCAGGCAAUAAUAUAGGAUUUUGUGAGUGACUCGGUUGGUAGAUCCAUCAGAGUAUUAGUUAUAGGUGGUAAAGCAGUCUCAGUAACAGAAUUCUAGGAUAAUAUUGUAAUAUAACCUUUAUUAUCAUAGGAUUUUAAAUCUAAUGGCUAUAGUGAUGAUUUUAAAAUAGAAUCUAAGAUGGACUCUUAAAAAAAGGAAGAGUACUUUAGAUUGGCAGAAAAGACAUGUUAAGCAAUUGAUCCAAAUUUGACAAUUGGUGGAGUUGAUAUAAUAGAUUCAAGAAAGCACGGAUUGGUUGUUUUGGAAAUCAAUUAAUGGCCAGAAAUAACCUUUUCGGAGGAUGUCACAGGAUUACCAUUGUUUGAUAUUUUUGGCGAGGAAUUCAUAAGAAAAAUAAAACAGAAUAACAGAGAUAGAGUUUGAC